GACCUAGCUUUUCGAUUUGCCAUGAGUAAAAAAAAAAAAAUGUAAACAAUGUUUAUUUAUUUACAAUUUUUAUUUAACAACAAUAGAAAGAAAAUAAAAAACCACAAAUGAAGUUUAAUCGUCAUAAAUUAAAUACUGGAACGAUCACAACGUUCACCUGAAAUUUUCAGUUAGAAAAAGAAAAAUUAAAAAAAAAAAAAUGAAAAAUAUAUCAAUGAUUGAGACAAAUCAUGAAAAAUCAUACAAAAAUCUUCAAAGAAAAUUUCUAAUUGUCUACCUCCUGGCAAGUUUUGUUGAUUGGCUUCAAGGACCAUAUUUAUAUCGAGUCUACAUGACCUAUAAUUAUACAAAAACAGAUAUAUCAUUUUUUUAUAUUAUUGGAUUUCUAAGUAGCGGAAUAUUUGGAAUAAUAAUUGGAAUAAUUGCUGAUAAAUUUGGUAGAAAAAAAUUGUGCCUUGUUUAUUUUAUAUCAACAACAAUAACAUGUUUAUCAAUGACAUCAAAAAAUUAUAAAAUUCAUUUAAUUGGUAGAUUAUUUGGUGGAGUAUCAAGUGCAAUUCUAUAUUCAACAUUUGAAUCAUGGUAUAUUGGUCAACACAUCAAUGAACAGCUUGAUAAAUCAUUGAUUGGUUUAACAUUUACAAAGUCAACAUUUUACAAUGGUGUUAAUGCAAUAAUAGCUGGUUUAAUAUCAUCAUUGAUAUCAGAUAAUUUUAGCUAUGGUCCAACAGCACCAUUUUUACUAUCAAUACCAAUAUCAAUCAUUACAUUAUUAAUAUGUUAUACCAGUUGGAAUGAAAGUAUAAUUGUCAUAUCAAAAAUUAAUCUAUUUCAUGGAUUAAAAGUUAUAUUAUUUUCUAAAAAGAAAAAAUUAUUAAUUAGUUUGUUAAUUAUUCAAACAAUAUUUGAAACUGUUAUGUAUAUAUUUAUAUUUAUUUGGACACCAAUUGUCGAGCCAAUUAAACCAAGUUAUGGUAUUAUUUUUGGUGGUUUUAUGACGUCAAUUGCACUUGGAAGUUAUUGUCAUUCUUUGAUAGAAAAAAAAUUAAAACUAACACGUGAAAUUAUUCUGUGUUUUAGUAUUAUCAUGGCAUUUUUAAGUAUUGGAAUUUCAACAAUUGGUAUUUAUUUACAAAAUAGUUAUAGCUCAUUUGGUACUUAUUUAACACUUGCAUCAUUUUUUCUAUUUGAAUUUACUGUUGGUUUUUAUUAUCCAUCAAUUUGUUUUAUCAGAGGAAUAAUUGUACCUGAAAAUUGUCGUGCAAGUGUUGUCAAUUGGUUGAGACUUCCAACAAAUAUAUUUAUUUGUAUAAUAUUAUUAUUUAUCAAAACUAAUUCACCUGAUAAUUGUUUAAUAUUUUUUUCAAGUACUGUUGCACUUGGUGUAACAGCAUUAUUUACACUCAACUUCACCAAAGAAUUUUCAAAUUAUCAAAAGUAUUGUCAAUUAAAUAAUAGCAUAGAAAAAAUAUAAAUAUGUUUUAAUUAUUAUAAAUAUAUCAGGAUGUUAUUAAUUUAUCUGUUUGUUUUUUUGUAAAUAAAAUAAAUAAAUUAUAAAAGACAAAUUAAUUUGUUAAUUUAAA
Messenger RNA from Aphidius gifuensis, 1583 nucleotides. Its product is annotated as molybdate-anion transporter-like. The record is from RefSeq and is a predicted model, not a curated record. Lineage: Eukaryota; Metazoa; Arthropoda; Insecta; Hymenoptera; Braconidae. The transcript is spliced from 2 exons. Gene Ontology annotation, cellular component: membrane. Gene Ontology annotation, molecular function: molybdate ion transmembrane transporter activity. Gene Ontology annotation, biological process: molybdate ion transport. Bases 200 to 1474 code for a protein of 424 amino acids.